Molecule: messenger RNA, 1665 nt
Organism: Osmia bicornis bicornis
Lineage: Eukaryota; Metazoa; Arthropoda; Insecta; Hymenoptera; Megachilidae
Product: potassium/sodium hyperpolarization-activated cyclic nucleotide-gated channel 1-like
Exons: 8
Coding region: 1-1665 (554 amino acids)
Source: RefSeq, a predicted model, not a curated record
AUGAGGGAACAUAUAUGUGGUCUACCAAAGACAGAUGUGUCUCGUUUGGCCACUGCGGCUAGCGUGAAGCAUCUCGGUUGCAAGGAUGUGUGGAUGCACAUGUUCCAAAUUAAUGUCCACACUCCAAGAACAAAAAUGUUUAUGCAUAGUUUGGCAGCCGUGUCAGCAGAUAGAAGAAAACAUGCCAAUCUCAAAUAUUGGUGGAUCAUUCAUCCAUUCAGAAAUUUCAGGUUCAUCUGGGACAGGUUCAUGACAGUGGUAUUCAUGAUCUCUUUCUUGACGAUUCCAUUCUCAGUUUGCUUCGUCAUAAUGUCCCAUGAUAAAAUUCGAUUGGAUAAAUUUAACAUUUUAAUCUACACAUUUUGUUGGCUAGACAUAAUUUCUAAUUGUAUCACUGGAUACAAUAAUAAAGUUAGCAUGCGUGUCGAGUUGGAACCAUUGAAGAUAUUCAGACAAUAUUUGCAGGCUAACUUCAUACCGGAUGUCCUUUCUUCCUUGCCAUGGGACCACAUAACAUUACCAUGGCGGAAGAUUCCAGGACAAAACUGUUUAAAAUCUAUCAUUCUGUUAAAUCUUCUGCCUCUAUUGAAGAUUUCACGGUAUAACUAUGUUAAUACGCAAAUCUUCGAACUGUUUACUUAUUUCGAAAUUAUGCAUUUUUAUUACGAAACAUUCAGCACAUUGAUGCUAGGCUUUUAUAUGAUGUUCUGGUCUUCUUGUCUUUGUUAUUUAAUACCAGUAUUAGAAUUACACCUUAUUAAUUAUUCUGCCAAUGAAUGCAAAGAAUGUUGGAUGAUAGGAUUGGACAGUGACACUAUACCAUUCAGAUUUCAAUAUGCACUUUUCAUCGUUGUGGAAAAAUUGGCAGCAAGUGGUUAUGGAAAAUAUGUACCAAAAGCAGAUGGGCACCUGAUAUUGAGUUGUUUUCUCAUGAUGAUAGGGCGAAUACUAGAAUGUUAUAUCAUAGUGAUGUUGGUCCACAUAAAAGCUGGCAGAAGGGCGUCGAAAUCAAAAUUUCAGGAAAUAAUGAAUCAAGUGAUUGCUUAUACGAUUCAGAAGCAAUUACCUGCACAUAUGAAGAAUCGUCUUCUUGCCUAUUAUUAUUAUCGUUUCAGAAACAGUUACUUCCGCGAAAAAUUGAUCUUACAAAACCUAUCAGAGCAAUUGCGGCAAGAGAUCGCGUUACAAUCGUGUCACCGCUUAGUCGAAAACGUGGCGAUCUUUAAAACUUUACCAAAGAAUGUUUUACGAUCAAUCGUGAGGAAUUUGAAGUUUGAACUUUAUUUACCGAAUGAUGUGAUAGUGAAAGCUGGUGCACAAGGAGACUGCAUGUUCUUUCUCUCUGCUGGAACUGUGGCUGUAUUGACACCAACUGGAAAAGAGAUCUGUCACUUGGAUGAUGGAGCUCAUUUUGGAGAGGUAGCGCUUUUGGUUCCUGAUCAAAGAAGAGUGGCAAGCGUUAUUGCAAUUGAAGUAUGCGAGGUGUAUCGUCUCGAGCGUAAAGAUUUUCGAAAAUGUAUCGCCGUGCACACGGAAUUAUUCGCGAAAAUUGAGAAAAUCGCUACAGAGAGAAUCGAGAGGGCUGUGAUCAUUGAAGAACAGCACAAACGGUUCCUCAUGCGAAAUUCCGCGGAAGUUAAUGGACGGAGAGCUGCAAUUGUUUAA